This is a messenger RNA of Gregarina niphandrodes, 1563 nucleotides long. RefSeq lists its product as hypothetical. Lineage: Eukaryota; Apicomplexa; Conoidasida; Eugregarinorida; Gregarinidae. The coding region runs from base 1 to 1563 and encodes 520 amino acids. The transcript has 2 exons. The record is from RefSeq and is a predicted model, not a curated record.
AUGAAGACUAUUUUGUCGAGGAGAAGUCGGCCGUGUCUGGCACCUUACUUGUUGCCUCAUGAUCGCGCGACGUGUAUGCAGCCGCGUUUUGCGGGAGGGCUGUCGUGGGAGUGUCCUCUGGCUUCGAGUACGCAUCAAUUUGACGGGGAACGUCGAGCUAACGGGAAACGUCGAGCUAACGGGGAGCGUCGAGCUAACGGGGAACGUCGAGCUAACGGGGAACGUCGAGUGUAUGCUGGUCUAGGUAGUACUUUGACUAAUUUCGCGGAGGGUGUGAUAGAGAGUGACGCGGUUGCAAACAAAAAGUUGCACGAGUUGUUGUCUGCGGAGGAGUGGGGAAGGGUGAAGAGUAUAACGAGAAAAGACUUGGAGAAUUGUCAGCUGGCUUACUUGGAGCUUGGAGCCAUCAUCUCGAUGUUUCUAGACGACCCAUUCGGAGAUGUGACGUUGGAGACGAAGGCGUGGCUAAGUCCGAUGUUAGGGAUGGAGAAGGGAGCGGUAGCCUGGAGACAUUGCGAUAGUAACUGGGUAACGGGCUGUCUUCUGCAGCGUUCCGCCGUCCCGACGGAUAAGCUGGUCAACUUUUGUGUGGACACGCUGCGGUAUGUGCCAGCUGUUUCCAGCAAGCUAAUCCCUGAGUUUGCGAAGCCGAUGGCCCGGCUCGGCCACAGCCAUGGGUGGACGCACAGGACUAUUUUAUUGAAAGUUUACAGGCGCACCGGUGCUUACUUCACGCCGUUUGCCAAAGCGGCGGACCGUAAGGCUCCUUUAUUUCCGGAGAACGAUGCGGCAAUGAAAUUAUCCAUGCUACUCAAGAGUGAUUGGGCACGACUGAACGAAAUGGACGACGAGGAUGUAGAGACAUGUAGCUUGGCCUAUUACGAGCUGGGCACUAUUGUGGAAAAGUAUAUACACGGUGCCUUUGGAACUGUAUGUUUCCGUGCUUUAGAUCAAGUGGCUCGAGCAAUGCGUCUUGGAGAACGAUCGCUGUUAGUUCGGGGCUGGAUUGCGGGAUGCAUCCUACAACACGCGAAGGUGCCUAUUCCCAUUCUCGCCCAGUUCUGCAUCGAUGACCUGAAUUACGAACCACCGUACUGCUGGAGUCUGGAGUGUCUGAAAGCUACGACUAAAUCUUGGCUCAAACGCAUCGGCAGCCAAAUCGAAGCACAAUACCAAAAGCGAUGGAGCAGCCACACCGAUCUAACUGCUCGUUUGUCAGCAUUGAAUAAGAGAUUGUCAAUCCCUCAAUAUAUCGCUCUUAAAUCUGACGGGAGAAACUUCUGUCUGAAACACUGCACUCUGCCGAGCACUACUGAAGUGCCCAUCGUAUCACAGGCCACGAGAAGUACAAAGGGGACACGAAUUCCAAAGGCGAAGCGAACCCUAGAGGUUGAAGAAGAAAACCUAUCUUGCAAGAGGAAAAAAAAGUCAUCCACACAUGUGGCUUCGGCCAUGGUGACCUCGACGACGGAAGAAAACGAAUUGAUGUAUUGCCACCCCAAUGAUCUGAUCGAAUUCCUGCACUGGGUUGAAUCAGGAAUGUACAAUCAUUCCACCCCCUAA